Messenger RNA from Solanum tuberosum (potato), 1372 nucleotides. Its product is annotated as GDSL esterase/lipase 7. Bases 65 to 1264 code for a protein of 399 amino acids. The record is from RefSeq and is a predicted model, not a curated record. NCBI's taxonomy places the organism in Eukaryota, Viridiplantae, Streptophyta, Magnoliopsida, Solanales, Solanaceae. Gene Ontology annotation, molecular function: hydrolase activity, acting on ester bonds. The transcript is spliced from 5 exons.
CUCUCCCGCCAAAAGCAGUUAAUUUUUUCUUCUUCGUCUUCCUCACUCACUCUCUGUAUCCGCCAUGGAUUUCUCUGUAAUCAAGAUUCUGUUCAUCUUCAUUUGUUUCGUACACCCAGAAGCUAAAGCUCUCAUUUACCCUCAAGAUCUCAUAACCCAUGAUUCUGUUUUCGAUUUUCCGUCAUUAACCCCGUCUUUUCCGACCUCUUCCUCUCCAAUUUUUCGUCCUCCUACUUCUCCUCUUGUUCCGGCUCUAUUCAUUAUUGGUGAUUCUUCUGUUGAUUGUGGUACGAAUAACUUUCUUGGGACUUUUGCUCGUGCUGAUAGGCUUCCUUAUGGUCGUGAUUUUGAUACUCAUCAACCUACUGGUCGAUUCUGCAAUGGAAGAAUCCCAGUCGAUUAUCUAGCGUUGCGUCUUGGGUUACCAUUUGUGCCUAGCUAUCUAGGACAGGCUGGUUCUAUUGAAGAGAUGGUUCUUGGGGUUAAUUAUGCUUCUGCUGGUGCUGGUAUUAUAUUCUCAAGUGGCUCGGAAUUGGGUCAGCAUAUCUCACUUGCACAGCAAAUAGAACAAGUUACUGACACUGUUCAGCAGUUUAUAAUGAAUAUUGGUGAGGAUGCAACAACUGAUCUGAUAUCUAGUUCCUUGUUUUACAUUUCGAUCGGGAGCAAUGACUACAUUCACUACUAUCUCCUGAAUGCCUCAAAUGUUCAAACUGUUUACCUGCCAUGGAGUUUCAACCAGUUUUUAGCACAGACUAUAAAACAGGAGAUUAAGAACCUGUACAAUGACAAGGUGAGAAAAGUGGUUGUAAUGGGACUGGCUCCAAUAGGCUGUGCACCUUACUACCUAUGGCUGUACAGUAGCAAGAACGGGGAGUGUGUCAAGAACAUAAAUGACAUGAUUUUGGAGUUCAACUUUGCUGUAAGAUAUAUGGUUUCUGAACUAAAUGAAGAGCUUGUUGAUGCCACUAUCAUAUUCUGCGAUGCAUUUGAAGGUUCAAUGGACAUUAUUCAGAAUCACAAUCGUUAUGGUUUCAAUGUGACAGAUGAGGCUUGCUGUGGUUUAGGUGAAUAUAAAGGUUGGAUCAUGUGUGUUUCCCCUGAAAUGGCGUGUAAUAACGCCUCUAGCCACAUCUGGUGGGAUCAAUUUCAUCCGACUGAUGCUGUGAAUGCUAUCCUCGCUGACAACGUCUGGUCCAGCCUGCAUACGCCUAUGUGCUACCCUAUGAACCUGCAAGAAAUGUUAGCUCAAAGCACCAUAUAGUUCAACUUAGAGACAAUUGUGAAUAUAUGGCCACUGUAUAGAUAGUAUAUCAUUCUUUGUGUGUUUACAUGUAACUUUGGUAUUUCUGCAAUGUCAACUUUGGUAUUU